GUUUUCGGUGGCAUUGUUUUGCAAGAAAUUGCCAGGUUUUAGUUCUAAUAGCAAUGUUGUGGGUUUAAUUGCUUUCGCUUGCAAGAGGUAACCUUAGCCUAUGUCUCCAGAGGAUGAACACCAAAGUCCCCCCCUUGGUUUCAGCUCCACCCGGGAGGAUGUAGAUGGCUCCCAAGAGGCAGGGAGGAGGAGCAGGGCACGCAGCAGUCUUCACACAAGAACCCCAGAAGCUGAUAUCAGUUGUCCUGAAGACUUUGCUGAUGGAAAGAGUCCUUUCCUGAAAACUCUGAUGGAUGCAGAAGCUGCUGCCAAUUCUGCAACUAUACAACUCAUGUCUUUUAAAGAUACCAUGGAAGAUCCAGUUGCUGAUUCGAGGCUGUCAGCCAUAGAUAAGCGCCGAAUUAGAAGACAAAGAGGACUUUUGCUGGAGAAGUUGGAGGAUUUUAAGAGGAUAAAUAAGUCUCUUCGGCAUAAAUUGAAACAGCUUCAGGAAACAGAGGUUCAUCGAAUUGAUGCAAAGCGACAGACUGGCAUCUUACUGAAGAAGAUCACAAAGGCUGAAAAUGAAAAUGAGCAUUUAAGAAGAGAUUUGUGUGAGGCAGAAAGAAGAGCUGAGGAACUAAUGGCCCUGCGGAGAGAGGAGCAGGAGAACAGAAAGACUGCAGUUCACUUGACCAAGUCUGUGGAGGCAACUCGAGCUCACCUGCAGGGGCAGCUGCGCAACAAGGAAGCUGAAAACAACCGUCUGACUGUACAGCUACGGACUCUGGAGAGAACCCUGACUCAGCAGAAUAUGGAGAUUGAUGAUCUGAAAGAUUCCAUCGCCUCUUUGAAUGAUAAGGCAGCAAGGGACAAAGAAUCUCUCAAGAAAGCCACACGAGCACAGAAACAGAGAGCUGAGAGGUUUGAAGCUGCCAUCGAGAAAUGCUACGCACAGUUGAGGGAAAAGGAUGCUCAGUUGGCCAAAGCCCACUUGGAAAGAGACUCCAGGAGACAGCAAAAGGAGCAGGUGACAGAUGAGAAAGGCAAGCUUGUGGCUCAUAUAGAGUUAUUGAAAAGUCAAAUAGCAGAUAUGACAGGGAGACUGCAGAAGGAGACAGAUUACUUCGGUACAGCCAAUGAAGCUGUGAUGCAACGAGUUGAAAAACUCAGCACUGAAAACAGAGACCUCAGGAUCAAUAAUGCAGCACUCAAGGCAUCUGUUGCUCAACUGGAGCAGCAGCUGGCUGAGUGCGACUCAGCUCUGGUAGAGGAGAAGGUUGUGUCUCAGGAGGGGAAACGUCAAGCCGAGCGGUGCCAAUAUCAGGUUGCAGAGCUUCAAGCUGAGAUAGAUGAUUUGAGGAUAAAAUAUGGAAAAAUUUUAAGGGAGACAGAGAAAACACAAGAUGGAAAACAUACAGAAGUUGAGAAGGUGAGGCAGGAGCUGCAGGUGCGUGUGGACAAUCUGAAUGCUUACCCUGAGUUACUGAGUGCUACAGAGCAGAGCCUUUUCGAGUGCCGGGAGAGGCUGCGAUGCUCGGAGAGGAAGUGCUCAGAAAAGUCAGAGUCCAUUAGGCAACUGCAGGUCAAGAUGGAGAGUCAGACAAAAUUGCUGAGAUCAUCUGUGGAGAUGAAAGAGUCCAUUCAUGAAGCCAAUAUACAAUUACAACAAAAACUGAAUUCUCUUCAAAAGCAGAUUGAUGAACUGCAGCAGGAGAACCUGGAGCUCAUACGGAGACUCGCCGCUCAGGAGGAAGCUCUGAGCUACAGUAAGAAGCAGCUGGAUCAACGCUCGUCAGAGUGUCAGGCCCUCAGCCGGCAGCUGGAGGCAGCUUUAUCAGAUGUCAAACAACAGGUCAACAAGGUGAAAGACCAGGCUUGUUCCAGAGAGGAGGCCCUUCAGACCAAAGUCCUGGAGCUGGAAGCUGAAAAAAGUAGAAGGAAUGAGGAGCUGCGGGUUCUUCGCCAGAGCAAGCUCACUACAGAGAAACGGUUUGAGGCACGUCUGAAGGAUCUGCAGCUCAGCCUGGACCAGUCCGAGAGCCAUAAACAAAGCAUUCAGAACUAUGUGGAUUUUCUGAAAAACUCUUAUAGGGCAAUGUUCGAUGAGGGACUGCAAACAUCAGGUUUUGGAUCUUCGUAUUUUCUAAAAUGAUUAGAUUCAUUUGUUUACAGAAGAGGAUUGGGACCACUGUAAAAAGUGUAUUUGUGUUCUGAUCUCAGAAUUCUGACUUUAAACGUCUUUUAAAAAGGUCAGAAUUCUGAGAGGAAAAAAGAACUAUAGCAUUUUUACAAAUGCCCUAACCCUCUUCCAUAUUUGUUUACAAUUUCAAAUUUGUAUUAAUUUAUUUGUUAUUAUAAUCUUGUGUGGUAUUUAUGAAACCCAGUUAAAAGAAGAGAACAUGGGCAAGAAUUUUUGAAUCACUUUAGAAGACAUAAAAGCUUAUUUUUGAUUAUUUUGGGUUACCUUUGAUUAUGUAUUCUACAUUUAGCUCACACGCUGACUUUUUUCCUCAGAUAUGAAAAUCUGCUGUUGUGAGAGGUUUUUAUACCGGUGUUUAGAGACAUCACAUAAUGUUUUCACAUGUUUAUGCAAAUUUUGGACUGUGAAUUCUUGGUGCUCCUGUCUUACUUUUCUACUGUUCCAACCAGGGAAAAUAAUGUCUCUAGGUAGAACUCUUGUUUACCUACAGUCUAUGCAUUUGGUUCUCUGUCUCACUUCACUACUAAAUAAGGUCUGUGCAACACAAAGUGUAAGACCAGGUCUGCUGUUGAGUUUAAACUUGUUGGUCUGUUUUGUUUGUGUAAUUUGAAGCCAUUUAUACAAUUGCAGUGAUUAUGAAAGCACUUGUUAAUGAAUCCUAAAGGUGCUACAAAACCAAUUAUUAUGCAAGUGCAUAUGAUCCAGUCACGUUUACCUGUGGCAGAUGCUCUACCCUGACACAUCUAACAGAAAGUCAGAGCCCUGACACAAAAGUGCUCAACUAGCUUGUGUGUGUCAUAUUUGUAGCCAUCAUAGGGUGUGUGUUGAAUGUGUUUAUAUGUUCUGACUCUCAGCUAGGCUGAGAUGAAUUAGGAUGAAAAUCAGUUGUGUAGCUGUCACUUGUGAUGUCUGGGCCUUUAGGGUUGCAAAUAUAAUUACUGAGAUACAUGUAACACUGGGAUGUUUCCAAACCGCUGGUUUGCUUUCAUGCUUUUGUAAUGGAAGCUUUCAUAUUACUGAGACUUAUGGGCACAGAAAGAUGCACAGGUAUCUGCUGCAGCAUGAUUUACCUAGUUACCUUAAAAUCUGGCUUCUUGUCUUGUGCUAUAGUUUGGUCUUGUUGUUCUCCUAUUGUUGCUUCAUUUUCUGUCCCAUACUGCAUCUGUGGUAAUAAAACAGAGCCAAGAGCGUUGUAAAAUUC
Monopterus albus (swamp eel) is the source of this 3383-nucleotide messenger RNA. Its product is annotated as outer dense fiber protein 2-like. Bases 101 to 2134 code for a protein of 677 amino acids. NCBI's taxonomy places the organism in Eukaryota, Metazoa, Chordata, Actinopteri, Synbranchiformes, Synbranchidae. The transcript is spliced from 17 exons. Gene Ontology annotation, cellular component: ciliary basal body; centrosome. Gene Ontology annotation, biological process: negative regulation of cilium assembly. The record is from RefSeq and is a predicted model, not a curated record.